This is a messenger RNA of Sander lucioperca (pikeperch), 1273 nucleotides long. It is a transcript of the gene ube2e1, whose product is annotated as ubiquitin-conjugating enzyme E2E 1. Gene Ontology annotation, molecular function: ubiquitin conjugating enzyme activity. The record is from RefSeq and is a predicted model, not a curated record. Gene Ontology annotation, biological process: protein polyubiquitination. Gene Ontology annotation, cellular component: nucleus. The transcript is spliced from 6 exons. NCBI's taxonomy places the organism in Eukaryota, Metazoa, Chordata, Actinopteri, Perciformes, Percidae. Bases 152 to 748 code for a protein of 198 amino acids.
UGCAUGUCGACGGAUAUAGCUUUAAAAAUGCGAGGAAAGCCUUUAAGUGAACGGCGUGGUGUCUUUGUUUUGAAUGUCGUAUUUUUGGGUUAAACGCGUUAGAAACGGCUUGACAGCGCUGUAGCACCUCGCUGACUUCUUGGGGCUCGGUAUGUCGGAUGAAGAUUCCCGUGCCAGCACCAGUUCUUCCUCCUCUUCGUCGUCAACUCAUCAUCAGCAGCAGCAGCAGCAGCAGCAGGACACAAACACCCCGAAGAAACGAGAAAGCAAAGCCAGCAUGAGCAAGACUUCCAAACUCCUCUCUACUAGUGCUAAAAGAAUUCAGAAGGAAUUGGCAGACAUAACAUUGGAUCCACCACCAAACUGCAGUGCCGGUCCCAAAGGAGACAACAUCUAUGAGUGGAGGUCGACCAUCCUGGGCCCCCCAGGCUCCGUGUACGAGGGGGGAGUGUUUUUCCUGGACAUUGCCUUCACACCAGACUACCCCUUCAAACCACCCAAGGUGACGUUCCGUACGAGGAUCUACCACUGCAACAUCAACAGCCAGGGGGUGAUCUGUCUGGACAUCCUGAAGGACAACUGGAGUCCUGCCCUCACCAUCUCCAAGGUGCUGCUGUCCAUCUGCUCCCUGCUCACUGACUGCAACCCUGCUGACCCUCUGGUUGGAAGCAUCGCCACACAGUACACAACAAACAGACCCGAACACGACAGGAUAGCCAAACAGUGGACCAAACGCUACGCCACAUAAUCGGCAGAGGAGCUGCUGAUUGGACGACUUGGGGGGGGGGGAUGCGGGGGUGUCGACUUUAUGGGGCCGCUCGGCUCCCAGCAGAGGAGGGAGGCGGGAUUAGACAGAGGGGCGUGUGGAUUUUUAUCUCAGAAUUGAAGUCUUAACUCCUGAACGUUUUUGUUGUUUAUUGUAUUUUUUUAAGUUAUCUCUGGCCCAAUAACUAUAACCCGAAUCUGGCAAUAAUGCAUUCAGUGUUUUCUUUUUUGAAUUUUUAGCUUGUGCUUGAAGAUGGACAUUAAUACUAAUCUGCUAGAUGAAAUGUGUCACAGCAUGAUUCCCCGUCAAUUACGUCAGUGUAAAUUCUCUCACAUGUAUUAAGUUCCAGUUGGUGUUUGCUUGCCCCUCCAAUCUCCUGGUCUUUGCAGAGGUGUUUCGCACAUGUAGACAUGUUUAGAUAUGGGUGGAUAUUGGUUGUGACUUGUGUUCUUUCAUGAUAAAAAGCUGUUCUGUUUCUCCCUUAAGAAUUAAAACAUGACCAACUGA